This is a messenger RNA of Rhagoletis zephyria (snowberry fruit fly), 476 nucleotides long. RefSeq names its product endochitinase-like. The record is from RefSeq and is a predicted model, not a curated record. Gene Ontology annotation, molecular function: chitin binding. Lineage: Eukaryota; Metazoa; Arthropoda; Insecta; Diptera; Tephritidae. Gene Ontology annotation, cellular component: extracellular region. Gene Ontology annotation, biological process: carbohydrate metabolic process.
AGUGGCUGAAGGAACAAGGUUUCGGUGGCAUUAUGGUUUGGUCUACCGAUAUGGAUGACUUCUCUGGCCGCUGCGGCGCAGGCAAGUAUCCGCUUUUGAAUGCCUUGAGUGACGAAUUGAAAGAAUAUAAAGUGGAAUUGGAGUAUGACGGUCCCUAUGAGUCGCAUGGGCCACGCGGCGCCUACACCACAAAAGAUCCUCACGAAGUCACCUGCGAGGAGGAAGAUGGUCACAUUAGCUAUCACAAAGAUUGGAGUGACUGCACUCACUACUACAUGUGUGAAGGUGAACGCAAACAUCAUAUGCCAUGUCCUGCCAACUUAGUUUUCAAUCCACAAGAAAAUGUCUGCGAUUGGCCCGAAAAUGUGGAGGGUUGCCACGCGCCGACAGAAGCGCCUGCCUAAUAACUACAUACAUUCUUAAAUUGCUUUGCUGUUAUGAAAUAUUUACUAACUUAGAACAAAAGGCGCGAAUUU